Messenger RNA from Cololabis saira (Pacific saury), 6368 nucleotides. It is a transcript of the gene gna11b, whose product is annotated as guanine nucleotide binding protein (G protein), alpha 11b (Gq class). Gene Ontology annotation, cellular component: heterotrimeric G-protein complex. Gene Ontology annotation, molecular function: guanyl nucleotide binding; G protein-coupled receptor binding; GTPase activity. Gene Ontology annotation, biological process: phospholipase C-activating dopamine receptor signaling pathway; action potential; adenylate cyclase-modulating G protein-coupled receptor signaling pathway. The record is from RefSeq and is a predicted model, not a curated record. The coding region runs from base 803 to 1882 and encodes 359 amino acids. NCBI's taxonomy places the organism in Eukaryota, Metazoa, Chordata, Actinopteri, Beloniformes, Belonidae. The transcript has 7 exons.
UUGCAAAAAAAAAAAAAAAAAGAAAGCCGCCUUAUUUGGGUUUUUUUUUUUUUAGCUUUAUAUUUCACCGUCAGGAUGAGUAGAGAUGUGAUAUGGUGCUGUGGCGUUACUGCGAGCUAAAAAAAAAAAAAAAAAUCCCUCCAAGCCAUCCAUCCAGCAGCGAGCCAGCAGCGGGCAGGCUGCUGUUUCCCUGAGCCUCCUCCGCCGCCAGGGCGCUGUUCCUACUGCGGUGAAGCGGCUCUGCCUUCCCUCCUCCAUGGCCGCUCACACCCGCUGCUCCGUCUGAUGCCGCCGCGCCGCCGUCCCGGAGCCUGAAGGGGGUUGGACGGAGGUCUAGGACCGAGAAGGCUGAAUUAAGUGACCAACACCAAAAAAAAAAAAAAAAAGAAGGAAGAGGAAGAAAGAGGAAAAGCCGGAGUAGAAGUGGAGCUCCGAGCGGCGCAGGGGGGGUUAAUAAUAGAGAUAAGCAGCAGCAGCUCCCGUCAUUCCCGGCGUCGGUCGGUCGGUGCGUCGGUGCUGCGGUCGGAGCCUCCCCGGGAUUGGGCGCCGGCUGGCGGGUUGAAGUGUUGGCUCUCCCCGGCUGGGGGGACAACUUUGACGGCGAGGCCCCUGGAUAGAUAAGCCCCUCCCCAGCGAGUCCCCGUCCAUCCAUCCAUCCGUCCAGACCCAGGACCCGAGGACCCGCGGAAACCGCAGUCAAACAUUUUUAAUUUAAAUUUUUUUUUUAAUUUAUUUGUAGUGUUUUUUUUCUGUUUUUUUUUUUUUUUUCUCCGUGCGUGUGUGAGUCAGCGGGGAGGGGGGGAUGACUCUGGAGUCCAUGAUGGCUUGCUGCCUGAGCGAGGAGGCGAAGGAGUCCAAGCGGAUCAAUGCGGAGAUCGACAAGCAGCUGCGCCGAGACAAGCGCGACUCCCGGCGGGAGCUGAAGCUGCUGCUGCUCGGGACGGGAGAAAGUGGAAAGAGCACCUUCAUCAAGCAGAUGAGGAUCAUCCAUGGAGCUGGCUACUCGGAUGAAGAUAAGAGAGGCUUCAUUCGGCUUGUUUACCAAAACAUCUUCACCUCCAUGCAGGCCAUGAUCCGUGCCACUGAGGCUCUCAAGAUCCCAUAUAAAUAUGAAGACAACAGGGCUAAUGCCUCGCUCGUGAAAGAGGUGGACAUUGAGAAGAUCAAUGGGUUUGACAAGCCCUACAUUGUAGCUAUUAAAACCCUGUGGUCCGACCCGGGGAUUCUGGAGGCCUACGACCGCCGCAGAGAGUACCAGCUCUCUGACUCCACUAAAUACUAUCUUUCGGAUCUGGAUCGUAUUUCAGAUUCCAACUAUCUUCCCACUCAGCAGGAUGUACUCAGGGUCCGCAUCCCCACUACAGGGAUCAUAGAGUACCCCUUCGACUUGCAGAGCAUCAUUUUCAGGAUGGUGGAUGUAGGAGGUCAGAGAUCAGAGAGGAGGAAAUGGAUUCACUGCUUCGAGAAUGUCACCUCCAUUAUGUUUCUGGUGGCGCUGAGUGAGUAUGACCAGGUCCUGGUGGAGUCGGACAAUGAGAACCGCAUGGAGGAGAGCAAGGCCCUGUUCAGGACGAUCAUCACCUACCCGUGGUUUCAAAACUCCUCCGUCAUUCUGUUCCUCAACAAGAAGGACCUCCUAGAGGAGAAGAUCUCCUACUCCCAUUUGGUCGAUUACUUUCCCGAAUUUGAUGGUCCUCAGAGGGAUGCCCAGGCGGCACGGGAAUUCAUCCUCAAAAUGUUUGUGGACUUGAACCCCGACAGCGACAAGAUCAUCUACUCUCACUUCACCUGUGCCACGGACACUGAGAACAUCCGCUUCGUGUUUGCAGCUGUCAAAGACACCAUCCUACAGCUCAAUCUCAAAGAGUACAACCUGGUGUGAAGGCUUACGUACGAUGCACAUCUCUGCCCCGGCGCACAAAUGCACACCUCUUUUGGGAAUGUGCCGUCAACUCCACAUGCAUUACACAGCACACCAGUUUGGCUUUUACACUCAAGCACACACACGCAGACACACGGUUAAAAACAGAACCAUUGCUUUUCCGAUUUUUUUUUUCUUUUUUUUUUUUCCCCUCCUCCCCCUCUUCUUUUUUCUUCUUGCAGUAAUUCACAGAUCACUCCGCCCCAUCUGUGAACUCGCUCCCUCCCCCCUUUCACCAAAACCUCUUCCUCGUCCUUCUAUCGGCAGCUUGUGUCAGCGUCUUCAGCCCUCCAAAAGCUGCUCCGUGUGUCAGACUUGGCCCUGGCUCCGGCACAUUUCUUCUGGCGCACAAACCUUUCACACGGGCUAUAUAAUGACUGGAAGGGAUUUUCGGCAUUUGUGUGAAUCCGUAUUUGGGGCAGCGCUGCUUGGCAGGGAACUGUGUUUUAGUUAGUGGGGGGGGGGGCAAAAAAAAAAAAAAAAAACGAAUUCCAAGAGCCCCAAGAGUCGGCCCCGAGCUACACGAGAUCAGAUCCUCCGUUGUCUCCUCUUCUGCCUCUGUGGGAGGAGUUGAGUUCUUCAUCUUCUGACAUCAUCCGAGGACCAGCAGUGCUGACGAAGAGAUGCCUCAGAGCGACUCGGCCAGGAUGUGAGACGGCACAUCAGAUACGAGGGGAUGGAGCUGCGGAUUCUGUCUCUGCCUCACAUCUAUGAAUGUACUCCCGGUGUGAGCAUCGCUGUUGCAAAAAAAUAAAAAAUAGAAAUGUAUAUAAUGAAGUAAAUGCGUAUGUAAACACUAAAGACAAAAAGCAAGAGGGGGGGGGGCGAAACAUAGCUAAUCAAAAUCUGUUCGUUGCAGAGAUUUUUUUAACAUGUUUUUAAUGAUAGAAAUUUGUUGCUACGUCUAAUUCUAUUUAACAGUGACUAAGUGAAGGGGUGUUAAGAAAUGAAAACAUUUAUUUAAAAAAAAAAUGCAAAUAAAAAAUAGGAAAAAAAAAAAGCAACACAAGUAUACUUUAAAGAUCUGUUUUCUUUAUCACACGCUUCCCUCCUUGACUUGUAAACCCCUGCAUCUUCGAUUUGAGACACUAACAGCAGGUAAAAAAAAAAAAAAAAAACGUAGGUGUAUUUAUUUACAUUUUUUUUGGAGGUUGGCGAUCUGAUCGGGGGAAGCAGUUAGAGAGGAAUGUCAUCUGUGUUUGUGCAGAGCGCAUCUGAAGCUCGGGUUUUGAGCUGUUCAUUAAACCAAGUAAAACCCAGCAUGCACACCUGCCGAGGUUAAAGGAGCGCACGUUCGCAUCUCUGACAUCGUACCGGCGCCACUCAGCCGUCCAAUCAGACGCGCGUCUUUUAUCAGGAUGUGCUUCGGUUUAAUUCCACUUUAUUUUUUCUUUUCUGUUUUUUUUUUUUUUCCGUAUAUAUUCACUUUAUCAAAAAAUAAUGGGGGGGGGGGUUAAUGAAGCUUUUACAGGAAACACUUUAAAGCCUGAAAAUGUUUGUGUAUAUUUGUAAAUACAUAUACACAAAACACUUCUGUACAAAAACACUCUGUGGUACACCUUUUUUUUGUUUCUUUUUUGGCAAAAAAGAAAAAACAACCCCAUUACAAUAGUAUUUUUCUUUGAAUAUAUGGUAGUAUUAAUACUGUGAUUAUGGAUUUUGUUGACUUGAUUAAUAGGAUUACUCGGAGCUGAGUUGUCGUGGAGACGGAAACGGUCGCAGGCUCUUCGUCAAGCAGCCUGAGAACUUCACACUGCUGCACCAGCUCUGAACAGAGUAAAACUAAGACGGCUUAAAGAAAAAAAAAACUUCACAGAAUGGUGACACUAUGAUUUUAAGAGUAAUUACAGAUUUUCUUUUCUUUUCUUUUUUUUUUUGUAUUUAUAUAAUUUAUGGACCAGGUUUGGAGGUGAUAAAUUUGACUGCUUGUGAUUCUGUCAUGUUGAAGGGCUCCUUUUCUCAUGGCAGAGACUACUUGAGUCUGAACUGCUGUAAAGAAAAAAGAAAAAAAAAAGAAGAAAAAAAUGAAAACAAAAAAGAAAAUAAUGAAUGUCUGGUUAUAAUAAGGUAUUAUCUCUGCUUUCUAUUUCUUGGUGACAUUUCUAGUUGUAAUUACCAUCACAUCUCCACUCAUGAUGAUACUGUUCUGUUUCUUUGAGAGCCCUCACAAUUUUUUUAACACGUUAUUUCCUCUUGGGUUGUAGAUGCAGCGCUGUAAUACGUACCUAGAAGAAAAAUGUAUAAUACAAACAUAAGUGGGUUUUUUUCUUUGUUUUUUUUUUUUUUUUUUUUCACCCUCUGCAUUAUUUUCCAGUUUCUGGAUGCUUACUUUGAAUAGUACCAGUGAAGUGCAGAUAAUUUUUUUUUUUUCUCAGUUGACCUACGCAUCAUCCUCAUUAAGGGCUAUCACGGUCUAUCAGACAGCAGGGAGUGGAGCGGAGCGCAGGACCAGGGCGAACCAAGUCAUUCACGGCUAAUAGUUGUUCAUAAAUGGAGAUUAUUCGCAGUCUGCGCUUAUUAAGAAGUUUAAGCAGAGUGUUAAUGAAAAUGCAAGUGGUGUAUGUAUAUAUUUAGUGUGUGUGUGUGUGUGUGUGUGCGUGUGUGUAUAGAGAGAGAGAGAGAAGGAAGGAAGGGAAGAGAGUUUUCCAACACUAGGCAGGCUUCUUGAAGUAUUUCUUUAGGUCCUUUGGCCCCUCUCUGCCCUUCACUACAGUUUGUUUGCAUUGGUAUCACAGUGUUGCUUGUAAGACUUCAAGCAGUAUAAAGCUUUUCUGUAAAGACACUACUACCACGACGAGUAUUGCAUGCCCCCCCCCACCCCAAAGUAUUUGAGUUGGAGCUGAUGGCUAAGUAGUUUAUCUUUGCACCUGCAUUCAUUUCUACUUAGGAAGGCAACCAGAAAGAGGAUUUUAAAGAACCAAGAGCUAUUACAUUUUUGACGAGCAGGGGCGAAUUUGAUCCAUCUUUUUUUUCUUUGAAAUCCUUUACAUUUGUUUUUCUUCAUUCCGUAUAUGAAUUUGUUUUUUGAAGAAGCAAAAUUGAAAUAGUGCUUUAACAGUUAGGAUUCAUGUGAAAGUGUUUCAAACUUAAUGGUGUUAGAAUACAUUAUACAUAAAAACGCCACUUAACUGCCAUCUCAUCUGUCGAAACUGACACUAACCUCCUGCCGAAGAGGCCAACUGUUGGAGAAUAAUGUAAAGAGGAUCAGGGUGCCAGUAUUGAAGCGACGUGAUAAACGAGGCAGCAUACCCAAGUAUUUAUCAGUAGUUAAUAUUUACUGUGUGUUGAGUGCAGCUCACUUUUAUGGUUUCAACCCACGUAUUUGUUAACUCUACCAGUCUGGCACUAUUAAAGGGCCGUGUAGGUGUUCCAUAGUGCACAGCCCACUGUCUCGGUAUGUUUUUGGCACAUGUCUUAUCAAGUGCAGCCUGUAAGAAAGAUAAAUCUCUUCAAUCUUUUCGGUUUUGAAGCAUUAAGUGAGAAGAUUGGGUUGGUUUUUCAUGACAUUACUUAUUUAUUGCCUUUAGCUGACUUGAAUAACAGAAUAUGCUGAUGCCGGCGCUCUACAGCUUAUACAGCUGCAGCUCUUUGACUCUUGGAUGGCCAGGUUUGUUUUAGAUCCCUUCCUGUGAGCUUGCUGUUGAAAUAAGAGGACGUUUUCUUGUGAACAUCAGUAUGGAGUUGGUGCACACUCAGCAUAGAGCUUGUUCCCUUUUUUUGUGAUUCUUGAUUUCUUUUCUUUUGUCUAUAAUAAGACAUUACCAGAACACUAUAUAUUAGGACCACUUGAUUAUUUUUAUUUUUUUCCUCAGUUCAAUGACAGCUGAAGGUCAAUUGUGUAGUGCUGUGUAUAAAAAAUGCUGUUUUUUUUGGUUUGUUUUUUUUAAUUAAUAUUAUUUUGUAUGUAAACCAAAAUGUAAAUGAUGUAUUAUACUGAGUGUGCCAACCCCACUCUCUCUAGAGCAAGGCUCUCUCUAAGUGCCAACGCUGUGGUCAUUAUCAGAAGGGCCACCACAUGAGGUGGCCCCCUUUCUAAAACACCAGAGACUAAAAGUAUAGAGAUGAUUAAGAACACAAAGACUUUAUUCUGUAUUUAAGAUUGAAGAUUUAAAAGAUAAUCUGAUAUUGUUUUGUUUUUCUUUUCUUUCUUUUUUUUAAGAAACUGUAAUUAUUACUGCAUGUGCUGUUUAUUUUGUGCUGGAAGUGAGGGCUUGGAUGUUUUCAUUGAAGAGCCCUUUUAAUGAAGGGGGGUUCAAUCAAUUAUCGAUUUAUUGAUUUUACGUAACUAUUGCCAUAUUUUUAUGUGUUUCAUGUAUUUGUUUCAGCCACUGUUGCCUGAUCCUCAUUCAAACAUGAACAUGACUUAUAAUCAUUGCCGCCUUCUAAGAGAGAAACAUAAUGACAAGGUAUCUGUUUUAAAUCGAAAUAAAUUUGUUCCUAUACUUGC